AUGUCCAAACGACCAUCUGGGGCGUCUUCAGACCCAUCUAUUCAAAGUUCUACCAAGGAUGAAGGGCGCGACAAAUUGCUUGCCAUGCUGAAUUCUCAUGGCCAAUCUUUUAUGAACUCAUUUGAGUUCCCAGUAGCGAAGCCUAAAACAUCCAAAACCUCCAAAAAGAAGAGAAAUUUCAAGUCAGAAACGCAGGAAGCAGAGUGCAUUAAGCUGGAUGAUAAGCUUGAGAUACACAGCACAAAAGCAGCAAGUGCUGACAUAGUUCCCAGUGCCUCUACUUCUAAAGCACCUGACGUGGUGGUUUUUGAUGCACGAGCUGGAACCUCAUCUCAGCCGGUAGUUCGAGGCAAGGGCAAAGGAUUUAUGUCGUCCAAAAUCACCCACGUCCAAUCGGAGUCGCAGCCCAAAUCAUCUCAACCCAAGGACAGCGAUGAGGAUUCUGACGGAGAACAUUCCAAUAGCAAAAACGAUAAACUGCUCCAUGAGCUUGUGCACUCUCAGCUUCUGAGUAACCCGCAUGCGUAUGAUGCAAAGCAGGGAUCUGCUCAGCGGUCCCGGACCGUUGCAGGGCGACUGCUCGAGCUUGCCAACGAUGCAAAAAUUGGCCGAGGUACUGAUACUCUCAAGACGAAGGAGAACUCGCACCAUGCGAAACGCGUGCGGUUGGGGCUAUUGGAUAAGGCAAAGCAGCGUGAAGCUAAGGCGCUCGAAGAGGCAAAAACAUUGGGUAACUACCACCCAUCGAUCAAGAAGAACUUUGAUGCUCCUAGUUCAGGAGGGGCUAAACGGAGGAGAGAACGAGGGCUGGCACUGGGGAUUGGGAAGUUCCGAAAUGGUGCAUUGACAUUGUCCAAGAAUGAUAUUAGGUCUGUGGAGGGCGCGCUGCCGAGUACUAUUUCGAAAAAAGGCAAAGGUAUAAACAAUCCGGAUUCUCCCACCAUGCGCAAAUUCGGGCUCCGUCGGGCGCUGAGCACCAAGCCCGUCCCCCGCCAAUCCGAUCCCGAGUUUGUCCAGGAGGACGUCGACGAACAUGGCCAUGUCAUCCCCGCCACUCGCCGACAGCCAGGACGGAAGAACUCGCUGCUGGGCCGUGUGUUCCGAAAGAAGACCAAGCAAUCAGACGAUAUACAUACUAUACAUUCAGGGGAGGGCAUAGCUGUCCAUCCCGCACCAAUGCACCCCACGCAUGCACAUGAGUAUGAGGGCCAGCAUAGCUUUGGCGGGGCUGGCUCUCAUCUCAUGGGUGAGCCGCCCAUAAUCGUCGAUCCCUCUGCUCGUGACCACUCGGUCCGUGGCCAUUCGGUACGCGACCACCACUCUGUUCGCGACCAUCACUCUGUGCGUGGUGACCACUCUGUCCAUGGCGGCACGGUCUACCGCGAUGAUAUCUCCAGGGGUGGCUACCCUAAUGAUUACGAAUCCACCGCUGGUGGCCAUCGGCGCGUAUACGAACACGAUUAUGGGCGUGACGACGGCUAUCCCGAGCAUGUUACCGUCAUGACUGGUUCCCCACGCCAUAGCCAUGCGACAUCCCCGCGCAGUUAUCACCAGGUCCCGGUAUCAGUUCCGGGCACUGUCAUUCACGAUGUGCAUGAUCGCCGUUCGAGCAGCUCUCGCAGCUCUCGCAGCGGCAGGACUGGUGUAAAGACCGUUCAUCAUCCACAACCGGGAGAAGUUGAAGUCAAUCUGCAGCCUGGUGAGAAGCAGGAAUUUGUGAUUGGCCCCAAUACACAGCUCAUUGUCCCCGAUGACGUUGAGCUCGAGAUAAGCGACGGUAAAGGAGGUUGGAUGCCUUACCACGAAUCGCUUCUUCGUAGGCCUCCUCGCGAAGAAGUAUACGUCAUCUCUGGCGGAUCUAACUUCAUAGUCGAGGAUGAGAUGGGGAAUAUAUUGCACAGAUCACAACCUUCAACUUACUCAGCAGCUCCCGUGUCUACUGCCGGAUCAGUUGCAGGUCGCUCUACUCGAAGCAGACGAGAUUAUGGGCCGGUUUAUGUGGAUGGUUAA
Messenger RNA from Rhizoctonia solani, 2010 nucleotides. RefSeq lists its product as uncharacterized. The record is from RefSeq and is a predicted model, not a curated record. Gene Ontology annotation, biological process: maturation of SSU-rRNA from tricistronic rRNA transcript (SSU-rRNA, 5.8S rRNA, LSU-rRNA). Gene Ontology annotation, cellular component: nucleolus. NCBI's taxonomy places the organism in Eukaryota, Fungi, Basidiomycota, Agaricomycetes, Cantharellales, Ceratobasidiaceae. The transcript has 12 exons. Bases 1 to 2010 code for a protein of 669 amino acids.